This is a messenger RNA of Cyprinus carpio (common carp), 2138 nucleotides long. RefSeq names its product cocaine- and amphetamine-regulated transcript protein-like. The record is from RefSeq and is a predicted model, not a curated record. Gene Ontology annotation, biological process: adult feeding behavior; G protein-coupled receptor signaling pathway; negative regulation of appetite. Lineage: Eukaryota; Metazoa; Chordata; Actinopteri; Cypriniformes; Cyprinidae. Gene Ontology annotation, molecular function: neuropeptide hormone activity.
UGUAUCUUACAAGAUAACACAAUGUAACUUCGCUCUCACUUGAAAUGUGUCCCCACAUCAAGUCCUUGAAUCUGAGGGUAUUGGAUCUGGAAAGUCCUUGAAAGGUCCUUGAAUUUGAAGAUAAUCAAGGUGUGGGAACCCUGUUAUAAGCUGUGCUUCAUAAAUCGCUACAUCAACAAAAUAGCUACCUUUUUGCCCUCUUAGGCUACGUUUAGACGACAACGAUGUAGUCAAAAAUGGAAAAGUUUUUCCCUUGCGUUUUUAAAAAGUUUCACGUAUAAAUGAUGUUUUCUUGAGCAGCAACAAUAGUACCAUGUACUCCGCCAUUGUUGUGUAUGUUUGUCUGCGUUUGCCUUUAAAAUCAACACGUACUGCGACAUGUCAACAUACCGAACACGUACUACACACGCACAUGACGUCACCGUUUUCAAAGAUUCCCGUAUUGGGCAUUUACACGGAAACGAUAACGGUGCUGUUUUCAAAAACUUGCACUUUGAAACGCGCUUUCAAAAAUAUGCGAUUUCAGUCCCCAAAACGCCAUUAUCAUGUAAACAAAUAGUCAAAAUGCAUAAAAAGUUAACCAUUUUUGACUGAAAACGUUGUCGUGUGAAUGGCCCCUUAUUGUGACAGCACUUUUCUCACGGGAUAACAUUGUUUUUUUUUUAAUUAUGUGAGGUGAGAAUAAGAGUUAGAUGGUUUCAGGCAAUCCUAUUAUUGAAAUAUCACGAAUGAUAUUAAAACAAAAAGAAAAGGCAUAAGCUAACUAACUAACCUACUAACAAACCGACUAACAAACAAACAAACAAAUGAGGAAUUUGUAUAUGUAAUGGUAAUAUAGCCCACAGUAUGUAAUGUUUUUUCAGCAGAUAAUUGUCUUCAACUGUUGUUUUUACUUAGCCCUAUUAAAAACUAUUGCUUUAAUUGGCUUGCUUUUUUUACAGUUAAGCCAUGCUGACAUUCGAUUGAUAUUACUUUUCCAUCUCUGUGUCCGUUUAAACUGCUUUAAAGUCUCUGUGGCCAUUGUUCUAACAACAAAUAAUUCCUCAGAUAGAUGCGUUUUUGAACGAUCCAUUGUGUAAUGUUACAGCUAGGGUCGUCAGAAUGAACAAAACUGAUUGUGUGGGACCUAUUUGUUGUUGUGACAUAAAGUGACGAAAAAGCAAAGAGGAAUUACUUAAAACUGACCUGCGAAAUCUGACCCGACAGCUCAAAUUCUAAAUCAUUUUAUAAGCUUACUGCUGUGUGACACACGAAACCAAAACAGAUUUACAAAAGGAAUUGUUUGCAACUGGCCCCAGUCCCUUAAAAUGGCUAUUUCUUGUCAUAGAUGUUCCGGUAAUUAAAUCAUCUUCUCCGGAAAUAAAAAUGGUUGGUAAUUGUAGUCAAAGAUGAGGUUAGGUGUACAUCAGUGGCGUGAUGUUUGAGGUUCAUGGGUCAGACGUAUGAGUCAUCAUGCUGACGUUCUCAGGUGGACGGAGCUAGCGUUUAGUUUGCAUUGCCUUCGGAGGUGCUAUGGGGUCAUGACCCAUGACAUCUACAACAUCUCAUGUUGGUGCAUUUAGAACGGAUUUGUGUCAUUGCACAGAGAGCUUAUAAACGGUUGAGAUGCCCCUCCUUCUGUUACUUGAGAAGAGUGUCACCAUAUACGUCUGUCUCAAAUCAAUCCUGUUUCCAGCCACAAUGAUCAGUGAUGAUCUUUCUUCUAACCGUAACCUGCUCCGUCUUAAUGCUACUAGUUAGCUGUGAUGACGUUCUAGAGAUCCGCUCUCCGGAAGAUGACAUGAAAGCUCAAGAGGAGAAAGAACUGAUCGAGGCUCUUCAAGAAGUUCUUGAAAAACUGAGAAACAAACAGAUCCCAACUGCAGAGAAGAAGUUUGGUUGGGUCCCUUCGUGUGAUGCAGGUGAGCAGUGUGCGGUUCGCAAAGGCGCUCGCUUCGGGAAGCUGUGCAGCUGUCCAGGAGGAACCACCUGCAGCUUCUCCAUCCUCAAGUGUUUGUGAAAACAUGCCUCAUUCUGUCAUUAUCCGGCCAGUGUUUUAUUGUACCUACAGAUGAUUGUUACAGGUGUUCGUUGUUCCCCAUCAGUUGUAACGUUUUAUUAAUGCACACAUCAAAUAAAUGCAAGCAUUUUUGUAUAUA